AUGACGCGCCUGCUGCGGGUUAUGACAAGAACCCAGAGCCCAGCCAUCGACUAUCGGUCGUUGAGGUCGUUGUCCAACUCAUCGCGCUUGGAUGCCGUUAAAACCAUCAACGAUCUUUCACGACGGCUCAGCAGUACAUCCCUCAAGUCCAAGUCUAGCUCGGGCUCGAGCAAGAAGAGCAACCGCCACACAAGAAUUCACCCACCAAACAAAGAGGUAAGGCCGAAGCAUGGGAGGUCUACCAAGGGCAAAGUCAACCGACCGGAGGAGCUUGAGGUACGAGAACCGCUGCCUGCUCUGAUUGCGAGCACAAUUGUUGUUCCUCAAAACAGCCCGGACAAGCGCGUCUCAUCGGCCACCAUGUCGUCAGGAAGCACGAAACUGGGUGAGGUUCGCCCUAGGAAGCUACAUCGAAGGCAGUCAGACAACUCGGCCGUCUCAGACGUGUACACCAUGCUGCCAACGUAUCCCCUGAGGCCGUACCAUUCCGAGACCAAACAAAAGAGGUUGUGGGGAUUGUUUGGAAGGGGGUGA
Messenger RNA from Colletotrichum gloeosporioides, 534 nucleotides. RefSeq lists its product as uncharacterized. The transcript has a single exon. The record is from RefSeq and is a predicted model, not a curated record. Lineage: Eukaryota; Fungi; Ascomycota; Sordariomycetes; Glomerellales; Glomerellaceae. Bases 1 to 534 code for a protein of 177 amino acids.